Molecule: messenger RNA, 1128 nt
Organism: Exserohilum turcica Et28A
Lineage: Eukaryota; Fungi; Ascomycota; Dothideomycetes; Pleosporales; Pleosporaceae
Exons: 1
Coding region: 1-1128 (375 amino acids)
Source: RefSeq, a predicted model, not a curated record
AUGCAGGCCGUCAUGGCUCAACCCCCACAAUCCGCCGCCUACGGCGCUGUCCCUCUCCGCCGCAAGCCCAUUCCCACCCCAGGCGUCGCAGUCCGCCCCGCCUCGCACCACCAGCACCAGCUCCAGCCCCAGCCGCCCUACAACGACGCCCAAUUAAUGGGCCACUCGCGAACACGCACAACCAGCUCGGGUGUCUUUCCCAUGGGCUCGCCCACAACCGCCACCAUGAAUUCGCAAUACCCAUCCCAGUACCAGAGCAGCCUCCGCCGCACCCCGACCUCGUCGACCAGCUCCACCAACGGCACCCCCAACCGCUCCAAUAGCGGCGCCCUUCGCCGCUCCUCUUCCACACGCUCCGGCGGCAACUCGCCCACGUCGUACGUGGCCAUGAUGCGGAAGCAAAAGGCGACGGUCUGGUGCGAUCGCGCCCAGUACGAAGACCCCCGCAUGCUCGCCCAGCAGCGCCAGGCUAAGAUGCGAGCAAACAUGGAGGUGGCCGGCGGUCCGCACCACGCGCCGCCCCGGAGUGCCUCGGGAGGGUCUGGCGUGGCCGGCGGCGUGCGGUCCAAGAUUGGCCGUCACCAUGGCCUGCCAAAGGCGUCAUUGUACGCCCCAGUCACGUAUGCAGGAUCGGGCGUGCCCAUGCGGCUGAGUGCUUCGGAAGUGGACGAAGGCGACGACGAGGAAACAGGUUCCAUGCAAAACGGACAAUAUCACCACCGUACCGGCUCCGGCCGCAGCUCCCUGGGCUCAGGACGCCGCAUAUCCUACGCCAAUCCCACGGGCCGCAUAUCGUCCAACAGCACCCCACCGCAGAAUUCGUCUCCUGACGGUGAACUGGCCGAUCUCAAGGAAGAACCCACUCCCUCUCCGGCCGAGUACGACCCCAACGCACCCAGCGACAUGAGCUACUUCCACCACACAAAAACAAACGCCAGCACAGGCAGCGGAAGCAGCGGGGAACGCAACUUUGGCGACGUUGGCCAGAUGCCUGCACGCGAUCACCUCAAGGCGCCGACGGACAAGAAGGUCAGCAAAGACGAGCUCGUGCGAAGAGGAAGUGUGGACGAGAGGACCAUGACCAUGGGAACGCGGCUCUUUGUCGCCAACCCCGACCUCAGCGACUAG